Lycium barbarum (goji berry) is the source of this 1285-nucleotide messenger RNA. Its product is annotated as anaphase-promoting complex subunit 10. The transcript has 6 exons. NCBI's taxonomy places the organism in Eukaryota, Viridiplantae, Streptophyta, Magnoliopsida, Solanales, Solanaceae. Gene Ontology annotation, biological process: anaphase-promoting complex-dependent catabolic process; protein K11-linked ubiquitination. The record is from RefSeq and is a predicted model, not a curated record. Gene Ontology annotation, cellular component: anaphase-promoting complex. The coding region runs from base 194 to 769 and encodes 191 amino acids.
UUUAGAGGGAGAAUGUAAUAAUCUCGUCCUUCGAAUCCUUGCAUAAUAAUUCAGAAUAUUCGACGAUGAAAAAAAAUGAGGAAACACCCUGCAUUCCUCCAGUGCAUUUUUCAAAAUUGAAAACACUGUUGCGCUGAAAAACCUAGGGUUUAGGUUCUUGCAAUUGGGGAUUUUGAAGUAAGAGCUUAAUCAAAUGGCAGAUUUAUCAGAGGGGGAGGAAGAAGGGAAACUAACAGGAGGAAGCCAACAGUUAGUUGUAGAUGAUGACCUCCGCGAGAUGGGUAAAAAGGCUGCUUGGAGUGUCAGCUCCUAUAAACCUGGCAAUGCUGUUCUUUCCCUUCGCGAUGACAAUCUUGAUACCUAUUGGCAAUCAGAUGGUGCACAGCCUCAUCUUGUUAAUGUUCAAUUUCAGAAGAAAGUUAAGCUUCAAUUAGUACUCCUGUAUGUUGAUUUCAAGCUUGACGAAAGCUAUACACCUGGUAAGCUCUCUAUCAGAGCAGGCGAUGGCUUUCACAACUUGAAGGAGAUAAAAUCAGUGGAGCUUGUCAAGCCAGCUGGAUGGGUGCAUAUAUCUUUAUCUGGUAAUGAUCCACGUGAAACUUUUGUCAACACUUUCAUGCUGCAAAUUGCUGUGCUCUCAAAUCAUCUUAAUGGAAGGGACACUCAUAUCCGCCAGAUUAAAGUCUAUGGGCCAAGACCGAACCCUAUCCCUCUUCAGCCAUUUCAGUUCACUUCUACAGAGUUUAUUACUUAUUCUGCUGUGAGAUGAAGCUCAAGGGACUAUCUCAACGAGGAAAAAUGCCAACAAUAUAUAUUGAUAUCAAAAUGGAAACUGGGGGUACAAAAAGGAUCCUUUUUCUCUUGAAAGAGACCAAUCCUCACCAAAUCCGAGAUCCUGUCCCUUGGAUGACUUGAGUAAUGGGAGAAUGGCAAUUGGACCCUGCAAUGGUAGAACCUCAUGAAUCAGGCUUACUACUUCCUUUUCUUCUCUAUGAUAUUGAUUAGUCGUAGGCCUAUCGGAUAUCUAUAUUUGGUUUGUGUUAUUGUAGAAACUUCCUGUUCACAAUCCAUGUUUGGCUGCAUAUAAACCCUCUAACUAACAACCAUGCAGUGUCUUGUUUAAUUUGUAUUUCUCCCAGUUCUCUGCAGUCUGUCUGCUAUUAACUGGAAGAGAAUGAUUGUGGAUCUGCUUGUUCUUUAAGAGGUUUUUGUUCGCAAGCAUAUUGGCUAAAUAUUUGUAAACCUUGGUCUGAUCUACUUUCGACAUGUUUCAUUCUUGAUUGUA